Messenger RNA from Paramormyrops kingsleyae, 928 nucleotides. RefSeq lists its product as uncharacterized. Gene Ontology annotation, molecular function: transmembrane signaling receptor activity. Gene Ontology annotation, cellular component: plasma membrane. Lineage: Eukaryota; Metazoa; Chordata; Actinopteri; Osteoglossiformes; Mormyridae. The record is from RefSeq and is a predicted model, not a curated record.
AGUGCUGUUGGUCACAAAACAGUUAAAGUUAGAAACAGAGAGAAAACUGAGCAGAGGAGCUGAGUGAAGCUUCAUCUGCAUUAAAUACAAUCGAGGGAGAAAAACCUCAGAAGGGAGAAUCUCUGGGAGGUAACUGGAGACGCUGGAAGGAGACAGACUGUACAGCUGAGCAUGAAGAAGCUCCUUGGUGUCACCUUCUGUCUCUGCUCAGUUGGAUGCUGGGUGGCGUCAGGUGUGAUCACAGUGUCUGGAUAUGAAAGACAGUCGGUCAAUAUUGAAUGUUCUCAUAGUAACGCAGGAACCAACUUGAAGUAUUUCUGUGGGAGCCAAUGUGACUAUAAAGACAUUCUCGUUAAGACUGAAAAUGGUCGUCCAAACAAGAUGAAUGGGAGGUUCUCCCUGCAUGAUCAUGGAUCAGGAACCUUCACUGUAACCAUCACUGGACUGAGGAAGACCGACACUGGGACAUACUGGUGUGGAGUAGAGCGAGCAGGCGCUGACACCUACACAGAGGUGCACCUCACAGUGAUAGAAGCUCCUACCACAACUCCUACCACCACAACUACCACCACAACUACCACCACAACUACCACCACUCGCAAAACUACCCCCUCUACUGCACGUCUCUCCACAGCGCCCCCACCUGGCACCACUGUGUAUAAUCAGGAGACACAGCCUACAGAUCAGCUGGUUUACAUCUCUGUGGGUCUGGGUGUCGGAGCCCUGGUGUUUGGCUUGAUUGUGGCUGCAAUUAUCAAGGUACGACUCAAUGCCGGGAAAUCAGAGGAAACCAUCUCCUGCAGCAUGCAGAAUCCCAGCAUGGCACCCACAGGCACUGGAAGACGAGAAACGAGGGUGGAUGACUAUGACGUGACGUUCCAGCAGCCAGCUGCAGAUACUGUUGUAAACCUACACAAAGGCCCUAACC